UUUUAUUGCGCCGUACCACGCUGGUUUGUGUGCAGUCAUGGUGGUGGACGACAGAGGAAGCUGAAAGCGAACAGCCUGGCAGGAUUUCAUCAUGUGUGGAGGUGGAGGAGAUGCCGGUUAGUGGUUAAUGUUUCCUGUUUAUGUGACUCCCCCGGUAUUUAUGUCAAACGCACUCACACAACAGUUAUUCUGAAGACGACACCGACAAUGGACGACUGUGCUCAGGAAAGGCCACUGUUUACAUUCGGCGUGAUAGCCGACAUUCAGUACGCAAAUAUCGACGAUGGAUACAACUACAGCCGGUCGAGGAGGCGGUACUACCGGAGCAGUCUCCAGCUGCUCAGAAAUGCCCAGGAAAGUUGGUCAGAGUCGGCCGUCAAGCCAGAGUUCAUCCUCCAGCUGGGAGACAUUAUCGACGGCUUCAACAAGGGCCACAACGCCUCCGAGCGAGCCCUGGACACCGUGCUGAGAGAGUUCAGCUCCAGCCCCGUGGAGGUCCACCAUGUGUGGGGCAACCACGAGUUUUAUAACUUCAGCAGGAGCGCGCUGCUUGGUUCAAAGCUCAACAGCACACUGCACACCGACAGGAUCCUGAGUGAAACCCGGCCAGGUCCUGAGAUCUACGCCUACCACUUCAGCCCGUUCCCCGGGUUCACGUUUGUUGUGCUGGAUGCCUAUGAUGUGAGCCUGCUGGGCAGAGAGGAGUCCAGCGAACAGUACAAGAGCGCUAUGAAUGUGAUCAGACAGUACAACAACAACGAGGACCUCAACUGUCCCCCAGCGUGUGAGGGCCUGGAACAGAGGUUUACAAUGUUCAACGGUGGGUUCAGUAAGGAGCAGCUGGACUGGCUGGACUCUGUGCUGUCCUCAGCUGAUGACAAACGGGAGAGAGUCACUAUCGUCAGUCACCUCCCUGUCCACCCCUGCUCCACAGACCCCAUCUGCCUCGCCUGGAACUUCGAUGAACUCCUCGGCAUCAUACGCUCACACAGCAGCGUGGUGUGUUUCAUGGCCGGACACGACCACGACGGAGGAUACGUCAAGGAUAAAGACACAGGGGUGCACCACCUGACGUUGGAGGGGGUGAUUGAGACUCUGCCUGACAGCAACGCCUUCGGCACGGUCUCUGUCUACGAGGACAGGAUGGUGCUGAAAGGCAGUGGGAGGACCAGAGAUCGAGUGUUUCUGUUUCCAUGAUGCCAAAGUGACGCAGGUCAUAGGGCAGAAUGACAUGAAUCCAUCUCUGAAAGCAUAGGCCUUUUCAUGAUUUUAUCACCUGAAUGAAAUUCACUGAUUAAGAUAUAUUUUUGAAUUAUAACUUUAAAUUCUUUUAGUUAAAUUUAAAGGCCAAGAUGGGAAUACUUUAGUACUGACAACUAUGGUACAACAAAAACACUCUGCUCUGUUUUUUUAGAUACCAGCUGUCAUGUCCACUUACCUCAGCAGAACAAAAACAGUACCUCAAAUUAUUUAUUGCACUGAUGAGUUUGGAUUUUUAUUUUUUUUCUUAACAAAAUAUGACAUUACUCUUAAACACUGGUUGUUUUAUUCUGCAGGUUUAGUGAUAAAAGUUGCACAUGUAUUUAUAUAUUUGAAGAAGGUGAAUUUCUUUUAUAGGAAUUGCUGCCUUUUUGCAUGUUUGCUUACUGCACAAUACUGACUUUCUUAUACUGUUAUUUGCUGAGUGACAUACUGUGCAAUGUAAUGUUAAAUCUGGUAAAUGCAGUGUUCUGCUGUAACAGCAGCACAGGAUACGUGCAAAUCUGUAUUGUUUACAAUGUAAAACAAUAUGAUGAAUAAUAAAAAUCUUCAUACCAGCAG
Messenger RNA from Lates calcarifer (barramundi perch), 1821 nucleotides. RefSeq names its product ADP-ribose/CDP-alcohol diphosphatase, manganese-dependent (gene adprm). The record is from RefSeq and is a predicted model, not a curated record. The coding region runs from base 208 to 1197 and encodes 329 amino acids. Gene Ontology annotation, molecular function: 2',3'-cyclic-nucleotide 2'-phosphodiesterase activity; ADP-ribose diphosphatase activity; CDP-glycerol diphosphatase activity. The transcript has 3 exons. Lineage: Eukaryota; Metazoa; Chordata; Actinopteri; Centropomidae.